GGUGAUUUGUAAUGUGGCGAAAUAAAAAUGAGCACUAUCCCUCGCAACUAAACCUUCUCAUCUACGCUACUCAUCUCAAACCACACACACACUUCCUCUCCCUCUUCCCUCUCGCGGGUUUCCCCCAAAACCCUAGACACUAAACCCUAAUCUAUCCUCAUCUCUCGCCACCGGCGAUGCAGGUGUUGGCUUGUGAUCCAUCGCCGCAGAUCCAUGGGUUCCGAGCGGCGGCGGCGGCGAGGCGCUUCGGCCGCCGAGAGAUCGUCGUCGACGGGGUCUCAUCCGCGUGCCGUAGGAGCAGCAUCGCGUCGGAUUCUGGUGUUUUCGAAGCUUCUUCACAAUCCGAAUGGAUUUCGAGGUCAUCUGACGACCAGACAUUUGAAUUUGGUGAAAUGAUGAAUACCGUUAUUCCAUUCGCAACACGCCGAAAGCUUUUUGCUUCUUCAGCCUUCGGUUUUUGCUUGCAUUCUUCAAGGUAUUUUCCAGCCCUUGCUCUAGGCGACACGUCUGUCAAAAUCAAGGAUGUAACUCCUCAAGUUUUCCCUUCUGGUCCACUCUUUGCUUCUGAGGAAAGGACUGUAGAGCUUUUUGAGAAGAACACUUAUUCUGUUGUCAACAUCUUUGAUGUAACAUUACGUCCCCAACUUAAUUUAACAGGUGUUGUUGAGGUUCCAGAAGGAAAUGGUUCUGGAGUAGUUUGGGAUGAUUCUGGACACAUUGUAACAAAUUACCAUGUUGUCGGGAAUGCUCUGUCAAGGAACCCUAAGCCUGGUCAAGUUGUUGCACGUGUUAACAUACUUGCCUCUGAAGGGGUGCAGAAGAAUUUUGAGGGUAAGUUGAUCGGUGCAGACCGUGCUAAAGAUCUUGCUGUGCUGAAGGUGGAAGCUUCUUCAGAUCUCCUGAAGCCAAUUAAUGUGGGGCAAUCCUCUGCUCUUAAAGUUGGGCAGCAAUGUUUAGCAAUUGGAAACCCCUUUGGUUUUGACCAUACUCUAACUGUUGGAGUUAUUAGUGGACUGAACCGGGACAUUUUAAGUCAGACUGGGGUAACAAUUGGAGGUGGUAUUCAGACAGAUGCAGCCAUCAAUCCUGGGAAUAGUGGUGGUCCCUUGCUAAAUUCCAAAGGUCAUAUGGUCGGGAUCAACACAGCGAUAUUUACGCAGACAGGGACUUCUGCAGGCGUAGGCUUUGCCAUCCCAUCUUCAACUGUACUUAAGAUAGUACCUCAAUUAAUCCUGUUUGGGCGGGCUGUUCGUGCUGGUUUAAAUGUGGAAAUUGCCCCAGAUUUGAUUGCUAAUCAAUUGAAUGUUCGGAAUGGUGCUCUUGUGCUACAGGUUCCUGCAAACAGCUUUGCAGCAAAAGCUGGUUUGCUUCCUACGACGAGAGGAUUUGCAGGUAGCAUUGUUCUCGGGGAUAUCAUAGUUGGAAUAGAUAAUAAACCUGUUAGGAGUAAAUCAGACCUAUUGAAGGCUCUGGAUGAUUAUAAUGUUGGAGACAAAGUUGUGUUAAAGAUCCAGAGAGGUACUCAGAAUAUGGAGAUAAGUUUGAUUUUAGAAGAGUCAAGCAUGUGAUGGACAUUUAAAUCCCUACACCUUUAGAUGACAUUUAGCUAUCUAGUUUGGUAAUUAGUAACCGAUUCUUCAGUUCAAUCUAGGGAGGUCUUUAAUUAAGAUGAAAUUAUUUCAGAAGGGGCAUGUUGUAGUUCAUUUUGUAGCUUUGCUCCUUUUUUCCCUGUUUAAAUAAGUAAAUCCAGUUACUUUUGGCCAGUGAGGCUUGCGGGGAAUGUGGACAAGCUCUUGUUGUACAGCUCAAGCAUAUUGUUGGUAAAUUAAGUUCUUCUUAACUCA
This is a messenger RNA of Ananas comosus (pineapple), 1844 nucleotides long. RefSeq names its product protease Do-like 8, chloroplastic. Gene Ontology annotation, molecular function: serine-type endopeptidase activity; protein binding. The coding region runs from base 177 to 1568 and encodes 463 amino acids. Lineage: Eukaryota; Viridiplantae; Streptophyta; Magnoliopsida; Poales; Bromeliaceae. Gene Ontology annotation, biological process: proteolysis. The record is from RefSeq and is a predicted model, not a curated record. The transcript is spliced from 13 exons.